This is a messenger RNA of Yarrowia lipolytica CLIB122, 1752 nucleotides long. RefSeq lists its product as uncharacterized. The record is from RefSeq and is a predicted model, not a curated record. NCBI's taxonomy places the organism in Eukaryota, Fungi, Ascomycota, Dipodascomycetes, Dipodascales. Gene Ontology annotation, molecular function: oxidoreductase activity, acting on paired donors, with incorporation or reduction of molecular oxygen, reduced flavin or flavoprotein as one donor, and incorporation of one atom of oxygen; iron ion binding; heme binding.
AUGAUACCAUUUACCAAGAUCAAUCUCGAACUACUACUACUACCCUUACUGAUCAUCCCCAUUACGCUCUUUUUGCUAGUACUAAACGUUCAAGUCAACACUGUUCAUAGACGUUACAAGGAGUACCGACUAAAGCUGGCCAGAUGCCCCCAGCAAUCCACGGGUUUAUUUGGAUGGUGGUUAAUCUACGCGGUGGUUCGAUGUAACCGUGAUCGCUUCUACAGUGCCAAAGUUGUUGACUAUUUCACCAAACUACGCACCUUCAUCGUCUCGCUAGGAGGAGAACUGGUCAUCUACACGUCCGAGUCCGAAAACAUCAAGGCCCUCUUAGCCACGCAAUUCUCCGAUUACGAUCUCGGAAAGACCCGACAUGCUUUACUCUUCACCCUCAUGGGAGAUGGAAUCUUCACUUUGGACGGCCAAGGCUGGGCACACUCGAGAGCUCUACUGCGACCUCAGUUUUCAAAGGAAACGGUCAGCCCCUUGUCUUCCCUUGAAACAUCUCUACAACAACUGAUGGCAAUUGUCAAGCGAAGAGUGGCUCUCAAGGGAGAAGUCGAUAUUCAGGAACUGUUCUUCAUGCUAACAAUGGACACAGCCACUAAUUUACUGUACGGAGAGUCAGUAGACUCCCUCGGAGAUUGUCUCAAAGAGACCAAGAAGGAGACACACGUUAUGACGGACGGCAAGCGUAACCUUCUCCAAUCUCGUGACCACCACUCCAACGUUCCGAACGAAUGGGAGCCCAUCUAUGGAACAUAUGAGAAGAAAGGACUGGGAAUCGGCUCAGAGAACAGCCUCCAGUCAGGUGUUUCUCCACGCGACUCGCCUGUCUUUGAGGUCUCUGUGUCUGAAGAUAUUCGAAAGGCCUACCCAGCUGCUCUGACCACGGCCCUCGAGUUCUCGGCAAUGCGUUCCAAGCUUCAGAGGUUCUAUUGGAUCUGGGGAGAUGUUCUUUACCGACAAAAAUUCCACUCGGCUGUCAACACAGUCCAUGCCUUUUCCAACCAUUUUGUCAACCAAGCCUUGAAACUGACACCCCAAGAGCUCCAGAUGAAGAGUGCAGAGAAGUACACCUUCCUUUACGAGCUUGCUCAGCGUACUCGUGAUCCAGUGGCUAUUCGAGACCAGCUUAUCAACAUUCUCAUUGCUGGACGAGACACUACAGCGGCGCUCUUGUCCUUCGUGUUCCUGUGUCUGGUAGCCAAUCCCGAGAAGCUAGCUAAACUGAGAGAAGGCAUUAUGACUGACUUUGGGACCAGCACAGACUCCAUAACCUUUGAAUCUCUCAAGCGGUGUGUCUACCUUCGUUAUGUCAUCAACGAGGCUCUUCGUCUGUGUCCUCCUGUUCCCAUAAACAUGAGACAGGCGAACAAGGACACAACACUGCCUACUGGAGGUGGUAAGAACCAUGACGAACCCAUAUUUGUGGCCAAGAACCAGAUUGUCACGUACUCUGUGCUAUUCAUGCACCACAACCAGAAUAUUUGGGGACCUGAUGCCUCCGAGUUCCGUCCUGAACGGUGGGGGGAACCUGCAUGUCCCAAAGGAUGGGAGUAUUUGCCCUUCAAUGGCGGUCCACGAAUCUGUCUUGGCCAGCAGUAUGCUUUGACUGAGGCUGCAUAUGUCAUUGUUCGGUUGGUUCAGGAGUUUACGGAGAUCGAAUGGCGAGACAGGAAGGGUCUACCAGUGCUGUUCAAGACCCAUAUCACCAUGAGUCUGGGAGAAGGUCUGAGGGUUCAUAUGAAAUAG